CCCGUGCCCACUGCUGCAACAUCUCUCCUUUUGUUAGUCGUCUCCAAGAAAAGUAUUGUACCCACCCCACUCUACCCCCUCUUCCUUAGAGCGUUUCAUACAUUUUGUAGUUCUAGUCCUGCAUUCAUGGCUUCCUCCUCUUCGUCUUCUCAGGCAAGAUCGAUUGUAUCUGCUAAAUUAUAUGAUGUUUUCAUCAGCCACCGAGGCCCUGACGUCAAAGAAACACUUGCCAAACAACUGUAUGAGCUUCUUCAGGAAAGAGGGUGCCGUGCAUUUCUAGACCGUGAAGAGAUAGAAGGGGGAGAUUCUAUUCCCGAUGUCAUUGAAAAUGCCAUACGCUCAUCUGUUGUGCAAAUAGCCGUUUUUUCUAAAGGAUAUGCACAUUCCUCAUGGUGUUUAGAGGAGCUUGUUCUUAUGUUAGACCAACAACCUGACGCACUCUUUAUUCCUGUCUUCUACGAUGUCGAGCCGUGGGAGCUACGCCACAUCCAGAACAACAAGAAGUCACAGUAUGCUGCAGCGUUUCGUGAUUACGAAAGGAAAGGCAGGUAUCUUGAUAAGCUGGAAAAAUGGAAAGACGCGCUCAAAGCUGCUUCAUAUAUAUCUGGUUAUGAACAAAGCGAGCAUAAAUACAAUUUGUGUAAAAAGAUUGUGUCCCGUGUGCGGCAAGAAAUGGAGAAAAGGAUACCUUUAGAUGUUGCAAAAUAUCCUGUUGGACUUGCUGAGCAAGUCCAAGAUUUUGAAGUUUCUUUUUCGGAGACAGUGAGAGACAAGGUUACAAUAGCAGGGAUCUUUGGUCUAGGGGGGUCUGGCAAGACCACCCUCGCCAAAGAAUUGUUUAACAGGAAGCGUUCAAAUUACCAUGAAUCAUGCUUUCUCUCUGACGUGAGAGAUCGUGACUUGAGUUCCUUGCAAAGUCAGCUCUGUAAAGAUCUCAACUUUGAUGGAGAUCGAAAGUUUAACAGUACUGAUGAAGGAAUAGGAUACCUGAAGCAUUGUCUGAGAAGGGCAAGGGAUUUGCGCUUUCUUAUUGUCCUCGAUGAUAUCGAUCAUCGGGACCAGUUAGAUACCCUCUUACUUGCAGCUAUGCUAAGCUCUGGUAGCCUAGUAAUUAUUACGACCCGUAACCAAAACUUGUUAGCGGAUGCAGAUAUCUGUCAUAGGAUGAAGGAAAUGAAUUUUGAUCAUGCUAGAACCCUCUUCUGUAGCCACGCUUUCCGCAGAUCGGAUCCACCUACUUCAUAUGAGAAAUUGGUUUUGCAUCCACCUACUUCAUAUGAGAAAUUGGUUAAAAGGUUUGUGGAAUUCUGCGGAGGUUUACCCCUCGCACUCAAAGUUUUAGGCAGCCAUGUUUACGGUAAAGGUACGCUUUUUUGGGAGUUGGAGUUGGAAAAAGUUAAGAAAAUCCAACCUAAUGAUAUAAUGCAAAGACUUAGAAUCAGCUUUGAUAGUCUGGACAGAGAGGAGAAACAGAUAUUUAUAGAUAUAGCCUGUUUAUUUAAUAAGAAAAAAGGAGUAGAUGAUUUGAAAAGUAAAGCUAUAAUAAUCUGGAAAGCAUCCGGUUGGAGCAACGCUGAGCAUGCACUUCAAAUCCUACAAGAUAGGUGCCUACUUGAAUCGGUUGAGGACGGAUGUUUUGAGAUGCACGAUCACCUCCGGGAUUUAGGAAGACAAAUAGCAGCAGACGAGUUGAGCCCUCGCCUGUGGCAACCAGAACUCCUGAGAUCUAUGGAAGCAAAAGGAUUUCAACAAAUCCUAGAAGAAAAAAAGGGCGGCAGGUGCUUCCAUUCAUUGUGGGAUUCGUCCCUUGAAAUGAGCAUUACUUUUUUUAUAGCUGAGGCUGAUCUCCUGUGGCUUGAACUGAAAGCGCAUGGUCAAUCAUCUAUGAACAUUCCAUCCUGGAUUCCUCUACGGAAAUUGCACCUUUUAUAUAUUGCUUCUGUGGAAGGAUUGUGGAGCACAUUUCAGCAACAGUUGCAGACCUAUAACCAGGCCACUUUCCAAUUGAGAAGGUUAUCCAUUCGGAACUGUUUUUAUUUGGAAGAGCUUCCAGAUUUAAUAGAAAUGUUCACUCACUUGGAAGAAUUGGAUAUAGCUUAUCCAGAAUAUAGCACAGAUAUAACAUCCUUGGUCCAAUCACUUGGACGACUUAGUGAGCUUAGAUCAUUGAGCUUGCACUUUGGAGACCUUGACGUCAGCGAGAACCGUGACUUCUGUGAGAAGCUGGAUCUGAGCAAAGGUAAUGUGGAUUUUUCUACAAGCAGCAGCAUGGAUAGCCUUGAAACCAUAUACCUUAAUGGACUUGGUAAUACAUCCAAGUUGGUAAUCAGUGGAGACAUGUGUCCCAGACUUCGAUCGCUUAGAGUUUCCCACCCGACAAAUCUAAAAGAAAUGGAAUUAAAGCAUCUAGAGAGACUGAAUACACUGAGUGUGGAGAGCUGUGAUAAUUUAGAAACAAUAUUAGAUUUAUCCACUGUAUCAGGGCUUCAGUUUCUUGAAUUGAUUCGUUGUUACAAAUUGGAAACAAUAUCAGAUUUAUCUACGCUAACAGAGCUUCAAGUGUUAAAAGUAAAGAACUGUUGUGCGUUGAAAUCCUUGCCGACCCUUGCACAGCUAGAGAGACUGAAUACUCUUCAACUGUCUUUUUGUUCCAAUUUGAAAUCGUUGCCGACCCUUGCGCAUCUGCCUCGUCUGGAGACAAUCCAGCUCACAGGAUGUCCUCAGCUGCAGAGUGUCGAAGGGGUGGAAGAGUUGCCAGGAUUGAAAAGUCUGCUAAUUCAAAUGCCCGAGGAUGGAUAUUUUGCAUCGGUACGAAAUUGCAUAUGUGGACUGAGGAGGCAGUCGGUAAAGAAAAUCAUUUUGGCACAGAAGUCAAUGGAUACAGCAUCGUCCGAAUUGAAUGCAAAUUUCUUUUCUAAGGUGAUCGGCGCCCAAGCAGUAACUGAGAUAGAGAGAGGAGAGAAUACACUGAAGAUGGAAAGCUCAUCGAGUGCAAUCACUAUAUAUGCUUUGCUUGUAAAAUCUUUUUGUACUAUAACAUUUGAACCUGAAGACGAGUUUUUGACAUACGGUGAAGGUGAAGCGGAUAUGCUAGUUACAGUUGUACUCACCCAGCAUCAUAGUGAAGGUAGACUAAAAUGUUUCACAAUAAGGAAGGGGUUUAAGGCCACAGUGAAAGUUGGGGAAGAAGGGAAAGCCUUAACUGUCUUUGAUAGAUUAUACAGACCAAGAACAAACUUGGCAGCAUAUGCUGCGGUAAAGCGAAAACGAAGGCAAAAGUAUUGAAAAGUGUGAUCAAUUUGUUUUGACUA
Messenger RNA from Cryptomeria japonica (Japanese cedar), 3311 nucleotides. RefSeq names its product disease resistance protein Roq1-like. Gene Ontology annotation, biological process: defense response; signal transduction. Bases 127 to 3285 code for a protein of 1052 amino acids. Gene Ontology annotation, molecular function: ADP binding. The record is from RefSeq and is a predicted model, not a curated record. The transcript has 5 exons. NCBI's taxonomy places the organism in Eukaryota, Viridiplantae, Streptophyta, Pinopsida, Cupressales, Cupressaceae.